This is a messenger RNA of Rhodotorula graminis WP1, 2266 nucleotides long. RefSeq lists its product as uncharacterized. Gene Ontology annotation, molecular function: ATP hydrolysis activity; GTPase activity; signal recognition particle binding. Lineage: Eukaryota; Fungi; Basidiomycota; Microbotryomycetes; Sporidiobolales; Sporidiobolaceae. Bases 1 to 2187 code for a protein of 728 amino acids. Gene Ontology annotation, biological process: SRP-dependent cotranslational protein targeting to membrane. The transcript is spliced from 8 exons. Gene Ontology annotation, cellular component: endoplasmic reticulum membrane; signal recognition particle receptor complex. The record is from RefSeq and is a predicted model, not a curated record.
AUGCUCGACCACUUCAGCAUCCUUACCCAGGGCGGCCUCGUCCUGUGGAGCCGCUCCUUCACCCCGUCCGCCUCGCCCUUCGACUCGCUCAUCCGCGAGGCCCUCAUCGAGCAGCGCGCGUCGUCCACCACCGACACGUCGUCGGCGUCCGUCUCGAGGUGGGACAAGGACGCCCACGCCCUCCUGUGGCUCCUCGCCAACGACCUCGACCUCGUCUUCUGCGUCGCGUAUCAGCGCAUCCUCUCGCUCCCCUACGUCGCCGACCUCCUCGAGGCCGUCCGCAAGGCCUUCCUCCGCGCCUACCGCGACACGGUCCAGGCCAUCGUCGACUCGAGCGCCCGCGGCAAGGACGUCCUCGUCUCGGCGGCCACCUCGGCCGGCGCCGGCGUCGGCAACGCGGCCGCGUUCGGCCUGUUCGGCAACGACGGGUGGCACAAGCUGUUCGAGGGCUGGGACGAGACGUUCAACCGCAUCCUGCGCGACUUUGAGGCGAGCGCGGCCAAGAACAAGAAGCUCAAGCCUCGCACGCCAUCCGGCGUCAUCGACGUCGGCGCAAGCCCAUCUUCCUCUGCGAGCGAGGCCGCAACGCCAUCCCUCGCCAGCCCGUCCGACGGUGCACUCGACGCGCAGACGAUAGCGCGCAACAUUGCUGCGCUCAAGGCGCGGCAGAAGGCGGCGCAGCGCAGCAGCGGCAAGGGAGGGAGGAAGAGCGGUCCGGGGACCGAGAGCGAGGGGGCAGGGUCCGAGUCCGACGGUACGCCGACCAAGCCUCGCCCUCGCAAGGCGGCGACCAAGUGGGCCGACUCGAACAUCUCCGAGGCCGACCUCGCCGCGUACGACUACUCUUCGGGCGCGCCCUCGCCAGCCCGAGGCGGGGGGCGUGGCUCGUCGUCGCGCGCCGGCACGCCCGGGCUCGACGACGUCGAGGUCGACACGCGCACGCUCGUCGACAAGGCGGCGCUCGGCAAGCGCGUCGACGGCGGCCUGUACGAGGUCGCCGACUACCAGGUCCGCGGUCGGCGAGGUGCGGCGGCGAGCGAGUCGGACGACGAGGACGACGACGAGGACGGCGAGGACGAGGCGGCCAAGGACAAGCCCCAGUCGACCCUGUCGAGCUUCUUCUCGCGCCUGUCGAUGCAGCCCCGGGCCCUCACGGCGCAGGACCUCGCGCCGACGCUCGCCGCCAUGCAGCAGCACCUCAUGGCCAAGAACGUCGCGCGCGACAUCGCCGAGCAGGUCGUCGCCGGCGUCGGCAAGACGCUCGAGGGCAAGAAGGUCGACGCCGGCCUGUUCUCGUCGUCGACUCGGGCAGGACGCCGGGCGGUGCGCGAGGCGCUUCACGACGCGCUCGUGCGCAUCUUGACGCCCAAGACGAGCACCGACCUCCUCCUCGAGAUCCAGCGCAAGCGCUCGUCGGCCGCCGCCUCGUCGAUCGCCGCCGCCUCGAGCAGGAACACGGCCAACAAGGGCGCCGAGCCGUACGCCAUCACGUUCGUCGGCGUCAACGGCGUCGGCAAGAGCACCAACCUGUCCAAGGUCGCCUUCUGGCUCCUCCAGAACCGCCUGCGCGUCCUCAUUGCCGCGUGCGACACGUUCCGCUCGGGCGCCGUCGAGCAGCUGCGCGUGCACGUGCGCAACCUGGGCAAGCUCGACGACGAGCUCGCCGGCGCGAGCGCCGCAGGCGAGAAGAAGGUCGAGCUGUUCGAGAAGGGCUACGGCAAGGACGCGGCGGGCAUCGCCAAGGAGGCGCUCGCGUACGCCAAGCAAGAGGGCUUCGACGUCGUCCUCAUCGACACGGCGGGACGCAUGCAGGACAACGAGCCGCUCAUGCGCGCCCUCGCCAAGCUCAUCGCCGUCAACCAGCCUGACAAGAUCAUCUUUGUCGGCGAGGCCCUCGUCGGCAACGAGGCCGUCGACCAGCUCACCAAGUUCAACCGGUCGUUGCGUGACUUUAGCGGGUCGGCGGGCGCAGGCGGUGGGGCGGCAGGAGGUGGGCCGGGCAAGGGCCGGGGCGUCGACGGCAUGAUCCUCACCAAGUUCGACACGAUCGACGACAAGGUCGGCGCGGCGCUCUCGAUGACGUACGUCACGGGCCAGCCCAUCUACUUCGUCGGUACCGGCCAGACGUACUCGGACUUGCGCAUGCUGCGCGUCGGGCACAUCGUCCAGGCGUUGAUGCAGGACUGAGCGGGCGGCGGUCGAGGCGGUCCGGGAGCGAGGCGGGCGAGGUGCAUCCCGACGGUUCACUUCGUUUCCUGUGCUCUUC